UAGCUGCCAGAAAUGGAAAUGGCCACUGCGUUCUCCCACCGCAGUUCUUUUGCUUAUCUCAACUUCCAAAGCUUCAAUCUGGAUUCACGUCGACCGUUGAUCGUUUCCCCGUUUCAUCCCCACCGUCCUUGUCUCCCCAUCCGCCUCCGUUCCAGUUCUAAUGCGCCCAAGCCACGUUGCCUCUCCGCCGGCCCCGGCCCACCUUCCUCGCCUGAGCCCGACCCUCCUCGCCCCCCAGGGUUUGCAGGAAAGUUAUCUAGAUUUCAAGAUCGUGCGCAGAUCUUCCUUGCUGUUCUUUUUUGGAUGUCUCUGUUUUUCUGGGCUUCUGCAUGGGAUCGGAAUAAUUCUGGUAGACCAGACAAAGGAUCUCGAUUUAGAAGAUAACCUAUGAGUGAUGUGUCAUUAAGAGCUUGAAAAAGGUGUUUCUUUUUUCUUUUCUCUCUUUCUGGUUGUGGGGCAGAAAGGAGCCGAGGGUUGUUGAUGUGGGUGCAUUCUACUGGGUAAAACAUUUCCCAGUGAUAGUUACUCUUAUGUAGCUAUACCUAAUUGGAUAGCAUAAGAGCAAUUAGUUACAUGCUUAAACUUUUAGUUAUAAGACAUUGCCCUCUUUUAGAAA
Molecule: messenger RNA, 616 nt
Organism: Theobroma umbraticum
Lineage: Eukaryota; Viridiplantae; Streptophyta; Magnoliopsida; Malvales; Malvaceae
Source: RefSeq, a predicted model, not a curated record